Molecule: messenger RNA, 1890 nt
Organism: Aspergillus puulaauensis
Lineage: Eukaryota; Fungi; Ascomycota; Eurotiomycetes; Eurotiales; Aspergillaceae
Exons: 3
Coding region: 1-1890 (629 amino acids)
Biological process (GO): poly(A)+ mRNA export from nucleus; post-transcriptional tethering of RNA polymerase II gene DNA at nuclear periphery; transcription elongation by RNA polymerase II
Cellular component (GO): transcription export complex 2
Molecular function (GO): RNA binding; double-stranded DNA binding
Source: RefSeq, a predicted model, not a curated record
AUGGCGUUCCAAGGCACUCCUGUCCUUGACCGGUUUAUCACAUCACUGGCCGAGAUAGUUAGAGACCGGGAUGGCGCCAAACUCCAAGACUUUUUGCAGAUCGAACCGCCGCUACCCGACGUGUACGGACGGAUGGUGGUUGAACUGCAACACAGAUACCCCAAUGGAUCACCAAAAGAAGCGGAUCUGUUACGGCGCUGCGAAGGAUUGGUGCCCAAAUCUAAAGGGGGGAGCUCAUGGACUGCUUUCCCAACAUUCAUGAAGCUGUACUUCUCCUUCCUGCGCGACGUGAAUGUCGAGAAUUUGCUUGAGACAUAUGAUGUGUUGAAAGGGCUCCUAAACCAAUGCGUCAUGGCACUUGGUGACAGCCAAUUCGGUAUCGUUGUCUUGCCCACCGUACUUUACCUCUCCAAAGUUCUGGCAAAGCUGGCCAUGGGACUAGAUCGCCGACCUGAACUGGUUGCACACUUGUUGAGACUAGAGGGUGGUGCAGAUCAGGAUGAGAGCACCGAGAAGGUCACAUUAGUGGAGAAGUCCGCGAAUGUGGUUCGAGAGGCCUUCAUUAAAUGCCUGACUGACCGCAGCGGCACACCUGGAGUCCACGGGAAGCCCGAGGGGAAGCGUGUUGGGAUCUAUCUGAUGGCUAACUUGUGCCUCAAGCUUCUUUUUCAGUGUGGCAAGCUUCGAAACGCAGAGCAGAUGUUUGCAAGCAUCACUGCUCAAUCCCCGCCACUGAAAUACUUUCCCGCCGGUCAGAGAGUCACCUACCUGUAUUACCUUGGACGCUACUUGUUCUCGAACAACCUGUUUUUUCCGGCCCAGAUUGCGUUGCAAUCCGCUUACGACCAAUGUCACCAUCAAGCCAUAAACCAGAAACGACUCAUUCUCACAUACCUCAUCUCGUGCAAUAUUGUAAUGGGCCGCUUUCCAUCCCUAAAUCUACUACAGCGACCCGAAGCACAGGGGUUAGCUGACAAGUUUAUCCCGCUUUGCCAACUUAUUGCCCGCGGAGAUUACAUUGCCUUCAGAGACCACCUUAGUAUGAAUUCACCAGCCACUGAAUGGUUUGCCCGAAAAGGCAUCCUGCUCCCAUUGCGCAACCGAUGUGAAAUCAUCGUAUGGCGCUCUCUUGCACGGAAGGUCUUCAUACACGGUGGCUUUCAUGGAGAGCCCCAGGGUCAAACCCAGAGAGGGCCACCUCCAUUCCUGUACCUCAACAAACUUGAAGCUGCCGUACGAUGGCUACAAUCCCAACACCCUUCAUCAUCCACGAUGCCAACAACAUCCCCAUUCGCAAACAACCUACAAAAACCAGCGAACAAGAGCUCCUACGGGUCACAGGUCGUGUCAGUAGCCCCUGACCAGGACUUCGUUUCGCUUAACGACCCUGUCACGAACGGAAAUGGUCCCGACCCGUCCCUCCUAUCCAAAUACUCUGACUACCUUUGCCCCGAGGGCUCCUUCGACCCAAAAGGGGAGUGGCAAUCGAAUCCAUCCAGAACCCUGGUCGAUGGGGCCCUAGACUUAGACUACAGCCAAUACGAACUGGACCCAUACGCGGAAGGAUUCGACGAAGAAUCCGACAAACCAUCUACACUGUUGCGUGAAAUUGAAUCCAUACUCGCCUCCCUCCUGACUCAGGGUCUUAUGCGUGGGUACCUCACACAUCGGAAUCCGCGAUUCGCUAUCCCCGGUGCGCGACUGCGUGGUGCUUUGCCCACGGGGUUCCCCAAUGUAUGGCAAACCAUAUAUGCUCGUGAAUCGGAGGACACGGGUGUCCCGGGCUGGGUUCAACCCCCUCCGACUAUGGCUAUUGGUGGUGCCGCCGCUUUAGCUGCCGGAGGAAGAGUGGUGAACCUCUCUGGUGCCAAACCUGUUGGUGUUCAAUAA